AGUUCUUGAAGGUAUCACCAAGGCUGAGGAAAUCGAAAGUUCUGGCGCACGCAGCAGCGUUAGCAUGAAUGAGAACACGGAAGAACCGAGUGACAGACGUGCGAUGUGACAAGGAAAAGUUGCUGUAACGUUUAUCUCGUUUUCGCAGUGUGUCGUAUGCUAUGAUGGAGUCGGAGAACUGCGUUGUUCGACUGAAUGAGUUAGCACAGAGAAGCCGCUUGGAACUAAAGUAUGAGAACGUCGGUUCCGCUGGUCCUGAUCACAGUAAAACGUUUACAUGUAGAGUAGUCCUAAAUGGUAAAGUCUACCCCAGUGGUGUGGGCGGCAACAAGAAGGAAGCAAAGCAGAAUGCAGCCAAAAAUGCUCUCCAGAGUUGGUUGGAGGAGAAACAACAGGACCCAGCUGAUUCUAGAGAGAAUGCAGCAGAAAAUUCUUCUGUGUCAGCUCAUCAGAAAAAUAUCACUCAGCCCAAUUAUGUAUCCUGGCUCAAUGAAUACAGUCAGAAGAACAAGGUACUUAUGAAGCUUGUAGAAUCAACGGGACCCGGACCAACUAAUGCCAAUCUAGGUUGUAGGUUUGUGGUUGGUGAGAAGGAGUACCCCAUUGCCUAUGGAGAUACAAAGAAGGAAGCCAAGAAGGAAGCAGCUAGACUUGUCUAUCUAGAAAUAUGUGGGAGCAAAACAUCUGAGACUGAAGAUGAAAACUGUGAUGCAUCACAUCCACAAAGAGAGCCAUCGGAUCUAAUUGUGUCGGAGAGCCAUCUCUGUGAGUUUAGUAAGAAGAUAGAGAGACCAAGUGUGGAAACUGAAGAGGACUGUACAGACCAAAAUUUUAUAGGGUUGGUCAAUAACUACUGUCAGCAGAAGAAGCUUGCCUCUGACUUCGUGUUCGAGAAGAGAUGUGGUCCAUCUCAUAACCCUCAAUUUUUCUACAAACUAGUUAUCAACAAUAAGGAGUACUCUGUGGGUCAGGGUAAAACCGUCAAGGACGCCAAGCAAAAUGCAGCUCAGCUGGCCUGGCCUGCCCUUCAAGAACAGUUAGACUCGAACAGCCAGGUUUUGUCAGUUCUGUCGGAUGAUAUUACUGGAGAUAAGCCGUACACACCACCACUCUCACAGUAUUCAUUUAAUUCACAAUCAGAAAACAUGCCUGCUGGUUCAAGUGAUUCACUUAUUUUCAACAGUAAAUCAAAUCCUCUCAAGAUUCAGGAUCCUGAUGUGAAGCCCAAAAGAAGAAUUGCAGCACAUUUUGAAAGUGACUUUAAACACAGCAAAGAGGAUAUAGUUAUCCCUGAUUUCAAAGUGAAAAAUAUAGGAAAUGACACCUGCAAAACAGAGUCAGUCAUCUCAAGGUUCAUUUCAGAAUAUGACUUCAUUGAGUGUCUUGGCAAAGGAGCAUUUGGUCAUGUUUUCAAGGCAAGAAACAAACUGCUGGAUAAGUACCGCGCUAUAAAGAUUGUCCGCUGCAAAGAGAAAGCUCUGCGAGAAGUGCGGGCCUUAUCGGACCUGCUCCACCCUAAUAUUGUUCGGUACUACACAUGUUGGAUGGAGGACUCUGACUAUGAAAGGGACACUAGACACGAAAGUUCCAGCACUACUCAGUGAGUCGUGUUCACAUUUUAAAUAUUUACUGCACUAAUUGUUUGAACUUGACAGUGUCUAACCCCCCCCACCCCCUUUUUAAUGGAUUCAAGGCCUGCGGGUAAUUCACCAACACAGUACCUGUAUAUCGAGAUGGAAUUGUGUGAGGAAAAAACACUUAGACUUUGGAUAGAUGAAAAGAACAUACAGAAUGCAAAGAAGUCUUUGAAAGACUCAAAGAGAAGAGAAGAAAGUCUAACCAUCGCUCACCAAAUAAUCACUGGAGUCGAGUGGAUUCACCUAAAGAUGCUCAUCCACAGGGAUCUUAAACCUGCCAACAUCAUGUUUGGACCAGGUGAGGAAGUAAAGAUUGGUGACUUUGGUCUGGUCACAGCUGAGAUUGAUGACAGUGAGGAGAACCUCAAGGAGAGAACCGUGUACAAAGGAACUCCAUCUUACAUGGCUCCUGAACAAAAAAACCAGAUGAUUUAUGACCACAAAGUGGACAUAUUUGCUUUGGGGUUGAUAUAUUUUGAGCUUGUCUGGAACCUCUCUCCUGGCCGCGAAAGAAAAUUGAUUUGGGAUAAUGUCACAGCCGGGACCCUUCCACAAGGAUUUUCACAGUAUUUUCCCUUUGAGAACACCAUAAUCAAGUCAAUGCUGUGCCUGAAGCCAGAAGACCGACCUGAAGCAAGUAAAGUAAAGGCACAGUUAGAAGACUUUUUGCAAUUGCUCAGUACGCAAAGAAACUGGCAGUUUGACAGAAAAACUGUCAGUGGAGUCAGUCCCAGCACACCUCACUUAGGGCUUGUUCAGGCUUUGCUGGCGCGGAACGCGGCUGCUGUUUCACUUACCAUGGAAACCGGUAACUACAUCGCUGAGUUGAACGAGUUAGCUAUGAAAAGAAAGUGGGUGCUCACGUUUGAGGACGUUAGUGCCGAAGGUCCGGACCACCUUAAAACGUUUGUCCAGCGAGCAGUCCUGAAUGGUCAAGUUUAUCCCAACGGAACGGGAAACACCAAAAAGGAAGCCAAACAGAAGGCAGCUAAAAAUGCCCUGACAUGCUUGAAGGAGAAAUGUGACCAAGCUGAAUCUACCACAGCUGGGAAUGUCAGUCAACCCUCAUGUCAUCAAACGGAGAAAGUGAAUCAAAAACUUUCAGCUGUCUGUAAUAUGACAGAAAAGAUGAAUGUGAAGCCUAAGGAGCCCGAUCUUACAAGAAAUUACAUAGGCCUUAUAAACAAUUACUGUCAGAAAAUAAACACUUCCCAUAAUUUCAUUGAAGUGGAAAGGAGAGGUCCAUCUCAUAACUUUGUGUUUUUCUACAAAAUUGUUAUCAAAAAUAAAGAGUAUCCUGUGGGUCAGGGUAUAACUGUCAAGGAGGCCAGACAAAAUGCUGCUGCGCUGGCCUGGUCUGCCCUUCAAGAACAAUCAGACUGGGAUAGCAAGAUGUCAAUAAGGUCUACUGUGUCUGAAGGUGAGGCAUCAGCCAGACGGUCAACAGAUACAACUCCACUGGAUUAUGUGAGAGCAUUUGCACAAGUCAAGUCAGUGACAAGUAUUGACUCAGCAAUAAUCAUCGAUUCACCAAACAAAUCCAAGGAUGAGGGUUCUGAGUUUGAAAAUGUAGGGAGUUGUCACAGUAAGCCAUCGACCCAGUCAAGGUUUACAUCAACCUAUGAGUCCAUCAAGCAUCUUGGCAAAGGGGGUUUUGGUUCUGUUUACAAAGUACGACACAAACUGCUGGAGAAGGAUUACGCUGUAAAGAUUGUACGUGGUAAAGAAAAAGCUCUGCGAGAGGUGAAAGCAUUAUCAGACCUUCAUCACCGCAACAUUCUUAGGUACUACACGUGUUGGCUGGAGGAUACAUUAUACCAAAUGGACGAGGAGGAUGACAGUUACAGCUCUUGCAGUUCCAGCACUGCCUCCUCACAGACUAACCGUAACUCCUCUGUACAGUACCUCUACAUUGAAAUGGAGUUAUGUGACACUAAAACACUUGAAAAGUGGAUAAAUGAAAUGAAUGAGAAAACUGUGUCAGAUUUCAAGAGAAGAGCAGACAGUCUAAAAUUCACUCAGCAAAUCGCCAGUGGUGUCGAGUACAUUCACUCCUGGAUGCUCAUCCACAGAGACCUGAAGCCUGUCAAUAUCAUGUUUGGACUGGAUGAACAAGUAAAGAUUGGGGACUUCGGCCUGGUCACUGAUGAUAGUGUUGAAGAUGAGGUGAAUCUAGUGUUGAGAACAGAUGAAGCUGGAACAACAUCUUACAUGGCUCCUGAACAAAAGAGUGAGAAGUAUGACAGAAAAGUGGACAUAUUUUCUCUGGGGUUAAUAUACUUUGAACUGCUUUGGGCAUUCGUCACUGUCCACGAAAAAAUACAGAUUUGGGACAGUGUCAGAAGCCAAGAACUUCCGAGAGAGUUUUCAGUGGUGUUUCCUGAAGAGAACCAACUGAUAGUCUCAAUGCUCUGUAAAAAGCCAGAGGAACGGCCUGAAGCAAGGAAUGUGAAGGAAAAGCUGAAGGCUUGGGCUCACACAUUUGACACCAGAAAUCAAGUAAACAACACUGUUUAAUUUCUGAUGCGUUUGGGUAAUAUUGAAUGCUGAAAAUAUAAAAACCUAUUUUUGUGUUGGAUUUCAUGAAAUGGUUUGCUAUACUGUGGUUAUCGGGAUUCUGCAAUCCCAUUUUAAAUGGCCUUUUAAGAUGAACUGUGUACAAAGACAUUUACAAACCGUCACAUUGAGCCACUCAAGAUGAGACAGUUUGCACAUUGGAAGCAAUUUUAAGUUUCUAGGGCUUCUGCAAGGACAUUC
This is a messenger RNA of Thalassophryne amazonica, 4394 nucleotides long. RefSeq names its product eukaryotic translation initiation factor 2-alpha kinase 2 (gene eif2ak2). The record is from RefSeq and is a predicted model, not a curated record. Lineage: Eukaryota; Metazoa; Chordata; Actinopteri; Batrachoidiformes; Batrachoididae. Gene Ontology annotation, biological process: protein phosphorylation. The transcript is spliced from 35 exons. Gene Ontology annotation, molecular function: protein kinase activity; double-stranded RNA binding; ATP binding.